AUGACGCAGGAUAUCAUCGACAACAUCGCCGCCGAGGGCAUCUCCUACUACACCCCAGCGCAAGUGCCGCCAGCAGGCACGCAAGUCGAAGGAUCAACCAAGCUCUUCAGCCCCCUCACCAUCCGCGGGGUAACCUUUCCCAACCGUCUAUUCCUCGCACCGCUCUGCCAGUACUCCGCCAAAGAUGGAUACGCCAAUGACUGGCACUUGACCCACAUUGGCGGCAUCGUCCAGCGCGGCCCAGGGCUCGCCAUCAUGGAGGCCACGGCCGUGCAGAAAGUGGGUCGCAUCACGCCACAAGACCUUGGUCUUUACGACGAUGGUCAUAUCGAGCCCCUAAAGCGCAUCACUGAGUUUGCCCACAGCCAAAGUCAGAAGAUUGGCAUUCAGUUGGCCCACGCAGGGCGCAAGGCCAGUGCCGUUGCGCCUUGGUUGAGCGGUAAUGCGAUGGCUGUCAAGGAGGUUGGGGGUUGGCCAGAUGAUAUCGUUGCGCCGUCGGCAAUUCCUCAAGAGGAGGGCAUCAAUGCCGUUCCUAAGGUUCUGACCGGGGAGGAUAUCGGGGUGUUGAAGAAAGAUUGGGCGGAGGCUGCGAAAAGGGCCGUCAGGGCGAAUUUUGAUGCGAUUGAGAUUCACGCCGCGCAUGGGUAUCUUCUGCAUCAGUUUUUGAGUCCUGUUAGUAAUCGACGAACAGAUAAGUAUGGAGGUAGCUUUGAAAACAGGGUCAGAAUACUUCUGGAGAUCUGUGAGGAGGUUCGCGCAGUUAUCCCGACCGCUAUGCCGCUCUUGGUCCGGAUUAGUGCCACUGAUUGGUUCGAGUUUGACGAUAACUUGACAAAAGAGUUUCCUGAGAGCUGGACGGUUGCUCAGUCGAUUCGGCUCGCUCUGCUGUUGGCUGACCGCGGCGUCGACCUGGUGGAUGUUAGCUCAGGUGGUAUCCAUGCGAAAUCCGCAAUCGCGAUUCGGUCCGGCCAGGGCUAUCAGGUUCAUUUCGCUCAAGAAAUCAAGAAAGCUGUGGGCGAGAAGCUAUUGAUAUCGGCUGUUGGUGGAAUCAAGACGGGGGCUCUGGCCGAGGAGGUGGUGCAGUCUGGUAUUGAUGCAGUACAGGCUGGACGCUGGUUCCAGCAAAAUCCUGGCCUGGUUCGCGCGUUCGCUAACGAGCUAGGUGUGAAGGUGCGGAUGGCUACACAAAUCGACUGGAGCUUUGAGGGUCGAGGAAAGAAGGCAAAGAAAAGCUCGUUAUAA
Messenger RNA from Aspergillus oryzae RIB40, 1242 nucleotides. Its product is annotated as NADH:flavin oxidoreductase/NADH oxidase. The record is from RefSeq and is a predicted model, not a curated record. Gene Ontology annotation, cellular component: intracellular anatomical structure. Gene Ontology annotation, molecular function: NADP binding; FMN binding; NADPH dehydrogenase activity. The transcript has a single exon. The coding region runs from base 1 to 1242 and encodes 413 amino acids. NCBI's taxonomy places the organism in Eukaryota, Fungi, Ascomycota, Eurotiomycetes, Eurotiales, Aspergillaceae.